Messenger RNA from Pseudomassariella vexata, 901 nucleotides. RefSeq lists its product as uncharacterized. The coding region runs from base 163 to 579 and encodes 138 amino acids. The transcript is spliced from 2 exons. NCBI's taxonomy places the organism in Eukaryota, Fungi, Ascomycota, Sordariomycetes, Amphisphaeriales, Pseudomassariaceae. The record is from RefSeq and is a predicted model, not a curated record.
CACAAUUGUCUUAGAUACAGUAGGUGGCAAUAAAUCUGCUACCCUGUCGGGAACCGCCAAGCCACUAAGUCUGAAAAGGGGUAAGAGGCUGCCUGCUGCUUUACCUACUACUAUGACCGUAACAACAGCAACAACGUGUUGAAGCUAUUCACAGUCAACGAAAUGGCGCGUGGACCGGGGCUUUCGAAGGAGAUGAAGAUGCGGAUUUCAGAGCUUCGGUCCCUCGGCUGGUCACCGAAUCGAAUCCACGCGAAGCACCCCAAGAUCAAGCUGGGUACGAUCAAGUCCCAUUGUAUACGAGAAGCUCGACGACUCAACGAUCCGACGCCUACGAAACCGCGCGGCGCACCGCGAAAAUUAACAGAAGAAGAUCGCGACCGAAUCUACGAUAUUGUUAACCACGAGAACCCCCACAUAAAGCACCGGGACCUACUAGCUACUGUCGACAAUAAGAUUAAAGACCGGGCCCUCCGGAUGCUGCUUCGGGAGAUGGGCCUGUCAACGCCUUCAGUGGGCUCGGCGACAUCGACGAUAGUUCGCGACGUAGCGGCAACACGUUCGUCAGAGCGAAGAGUGUAGCAUUAAACGCGGUAUCGGUGUCCAGCCCGUUUGGACUUUUGCGCGACCGUAGGAUAAGCUCGCCUAGGCGACGUCCAGGAAGUCCGUACGGGAAAGGCGUAAAGACGACAUCAUGGGCAUGUUUUUGCUAAGCGAAUCGGACUGGGCUGGUGCCCCUCGACGGCGAUGAAGAAUCACGAAGAAACGGAGUUACAGCGCGUAAUGUCUGAGCUCUAUACGAUGCGUUCUUACUAGAAUUCGUUGGACGGGACGGUAUCUUUAUGUACGAUAACGCGAGAGUCCAUCCAGCUAAAAUCGGUCGAGCUUUGCUUCGGGAUAGGAG